AUGACGGCUCGUGUCCUAUUGAGGCGUGGUUGGGUACUCCAGGAGCGCCUCUUGAGUCCCCGGUCAAUCUAUUACGGUGAGAAGCUGCACUGGGAGUGCUCUGAACUUCACGCUUGCGAGACAUUCCCACACGGCGGACCAAUUACGGGUACAUUCAACCCGUGGGGCAAAGAAGGCUUCCCUUUUCGUGCCGCAAAUCUUCUUUACGAUGAUAUGAGAUACAAAGAACUUGGUAUCUACGCACCUCAACAGUGCUCACCCGAGGUCGCUCGGAUCCGAGAAGUAUACAGGAAAUGGCUGUGCGUUGUGGAGUACUACUCGAAAUGCCAGCUCACAUAUGAAGAAGAUCGUUUUCCUGCGCUCAUGGGACUUGCGAAGUACUGGCAAGUCAUUACCGAGGAUGACUAUGUGGCUGGAACAUGGAGACGAGACCUUGUGUACGGUCUUCUGUGGUACCAGGAAAGACCUGCCCCUAAGAAACCUCGGUCAAAGGACUAUCGUGCCCCUUCUUGGUCAUGGGCAUCCGCGGACUCCGCAGUAUGUUUCCCACUCGCUCACGUGGGCGGCAUUCCUAGGGGGUAUGACGAAGAUAUCUGGGCAGCGAACAUUGCUGAAGUGGUCACGCAUCCAAGCGGUACAGAUGCAAUGGGCAGAUUGUCGGGCGCCAAGCUUCGCGUCACGGCACCCAUACGACGACUGAAGCAACCUUUGGACCUUUCCAGAGAUGCCUACGAGCCAUUGUAUCUCCAUCACCUUGACGAUCGCGCAUACGGAAACGGAUAUUCCGCCGACCGAACAGUCUUAUUGCUACUCACGUAUAGAGUCAAGCCUCUUUUUGGAACCCAUGAGAUCAAAAGGCUGACGGGUCUAAUCCUUGAACGCGUGGCUGGAAAGAAGGUCUUCAAACGAAUUGGAAUGUUUGAACACGGAUGGUUUCAGCACCGUCUCUCAAACGGCGAGUGGCCUCUCUUCAUCGACUGGGAUCCUCUUCGCGAGAAGAAGACCACACUGACCAUCAUAUGA
Molecule: messenger RNA, 1023 nt
Organism: Alternaria viburni
Lineage: Eukaryota; Fungi; Ascomycota; Dothideomycetes; Pleosporales; Pleosporaceae
Exons: 2
Coding region: 1-1023 (340 amino acids)
Source: RefSeq, a predicted model, not a curated record